Messenger RNA from Spirodela intermedia, 1583 nucleotides. NCBI's taxonomy places the organism in Eukaryota, Viridiplantae, Streptophyta, Magnoliopsida, Alismatales, Araceae. The record is from the annotation of a GenBank genome assembly.
AUGGCAGAAGAGCUUCUCGGGUGGGAGUCGUCUCCGGCGCCGGCGCCGGCGCCGGCACCGGCACCACCGCCGCCGGCGGUGCAAGGCAGCGCCUUUAGGAGGUACGGGAGGGAGAGACGGAGAGUGGGUGGCGGCGGCGGCGGAAGGGUGAACAUCCACCGGAGGAUGAUAGAGUAUCUGAGGAGGAUGCCGGUGCAGAAGAGGGAGAAGGAGGUGGAGUGCAGCAGGAGUAUGCGGCACAUGAUGAGGGAGCGGCAGCGGAGGGAGAGGCUCAGCCAGAGCUACGCAGACCUCUACCACAUGAUACACCCCCAGCCCAAGGUCCCCCAUCUUUCCUUCUUCUGUCAAUUACCUACUUGAAUCUGAGGAGAGAGAGAGAGACUCGCCAAUUAGCCUCUUUCUGAGGGCAUUUCUUCUUUUCUCUAGAUGAUUCUCUUCUCCACAUUGUAGGUGGAGGUAGUGAAGAGAGAGAGAGAGAGAGAGAGGAGAGAGAGAGAGAGAGAGAGAGAGAGAGAGGAAGAGAGCUCAUCAAUUGGGCUUCUUUUCUGAUGAGGGCAUUCAUUCUCUGUUCCAUCUGAUCUUUUUCUCCCCAGCGGAGACGGAGAGAGAAUAAGACAAUGAGAGGGGGGGAGGGGAAAUUAGAGAUGGAAAAUCCCAUCAAUUGGCCUUCUUUCUGAGGCAAUCCCUUCCUCCCCUCUGAUUUUCUCCUUCCCAUUAUAGAUAGAUAGAUACAUGUGAGAAGGGGGGAGAGAGAGAGAGAGAGGAAAAUGGCAGCGGGUGAACCCAAUGAAUCGGCCUUGUUCCAUCUAUAAACAUCCGCCUAUUACUCACAGACUGACAAGAACUCCAUCGUCCUGGCGGCGGCGUCGUACGUCUGGGGACUGAAGAGAACGAGGGACGCCCUCCAUCGGCGACACCAGGAACUCCGGUCCGCCGCCGCAGCCAUGGGCGACGAGAGGACCGAAGGCGCCACCAUCCGAUUCCGCGUCGGCAACCCUUCCUCCCCCGUUGACUCCAUGAUCGCCGCCCUCCAGAGGCUCAAGAGCAUGGACGUCAAGGCCAGGUCCAUCCGCUCCAUCGCCGGCGACCGUGAGCUCUCCGCCGUCAUAGACGUCCAAACCGAGGUCAGUUCCCAUCAUCAUCUUCUCUCUAUUACUGCUUUAUAUGCUUAAUUAUAAUCCUGCAAGAUUUGAUAAUAUCUUCUCUCGAGUAUUUCCAGGUUCACCAAUAUGCAAUAACUAAUAAUAAAUAAAUAAAUAAAUUGGUUUUUUCUGUAUGGUAUAGGGUUUAUAAGAAUGCCUAUAAUAUGAUGUUAAUUAUCAUUAUCUACGAACUAUAAACAUUAUAUUCUCCAAACCCGCGUUGACAAAAUAUAUACCUAUAUAUGUUGUUUCUUAAGGUCAACAUAUCCUUGCGAGUGGAUAAUUCUGAGUGAUUUUACUCUUUUGGAAAAAUAGCAGAUGACUACGAACGAAGUGGAGACGACGGUCCAGCAGGCCCUUGUUGAAGUGGAGUGGAAGCUUCGGAAUUGUCCAAAGUCAACGAAAAUGUUCCGACUGGGUCCACCUGAUGUCGGCCGAUGA